UCAUGUCAUUAAAAUGUGGGAAAAAUUGAAUUCAUAUAUCUUGGAGCAGAUUUUUUGCUAUUUGGACAGUUAUGAGCUGUUUGUAGUUAUUCCAAAAGUUUGUUAUUCCUGGAAAAAUAAUCUGAAACUUUGCGUUUUACCCAGAGCCUUGAUGCUUGGCAUUGAGUCCACGGAUUCUUCUGGUGAUAGGAAACUGACGGAUGAAUGUCUGCACAAAAUUCUCAUUGAAUUUGAUUUAUCUGAAAUUGUCUAUCUCGAUUUAUCGUAUCAAUUAAGCCUAAAAGACAGAUCCAUUUUGAAUUUUUCGAAUUAUUGUCAGAAUCUUAAAUCGGUUAAUUUGAUGGGAUGUUCAAGCUUGAAUGAUGUAAGCUUGAAAUAUCUGUCGUCUGUUCCCAAUAUACAAUCUAUCACUUUGGGUUUGUCAGAAUUGACUGGAAGCUCGCUUCAUUUUCUUUCUCGAUUACCGAAUCUGGAACAUCUUCACUUAGAAAAGCUGUUUCGUCUGAGACAAGACUUUCUGGAGAAUUUCAUGACCGGCUACCCUUCACUUAAGGUGUUGAUCAUUCGUCAGUGUAAACUGAUAACGCAUGACUUUUUUCUUUUCCUCGUGGCGGAAACUGACAUGCCUGUUCUAGAGGAAUUAGUUCUCGACGGACUGAUAGAGAACAAGGAUAGCGUGAGGGCUGUUCCCGAUCUGACUGCCGAGCAGGAGGCACUUCGCUAUCUCAGCUUGAGACGACUGGGCCUGUUUAAUCUAACAUGGCUAAAUGAUCUAUACCUGACAGCCUUUCUGAGGAACUGCAACUUGAGUCGACUCUCUCAUUUCCAGCUGAUACGGUGCAACCCGUUGAUGCUGUGGGCAGUUCAAAUGCUUUUGUCUGCUCCAAAUGUUCUAGCAUUCGUCAUUGAAGGCAAUCAGGUCAUAUCGGAUCGGGAUCUCCUAGAUGCCAUGUUCAGUAAUAGAGGCGGCAUAUUCAGAAACUGCUGUAACAUCUCAGACCAGAUCCAGCGGCAGAUGGCAAGAUCUAAUCCGAAUAUCAAAUUCGAAAAUCGUCCAGUUCUUGCAAUCGCUUAUCACCCCGAGUUGUAAAAAUUGAAAAACUAUGAACUAAUAUUCUAAUGUGAUUUGCCUUGUAGUGCUCUUUAGCAAUCUUCUAAUUUAGAUUAUUUCAGACCAGGUGCGGAUCUAGGAUUUUCUCGGGGGCGGAUUUUCAAAAAAUUUUAUCGAAUUUUUUUUUAGGUUGGCAAAAUUGAUUUUCCGAGUCUUUCCCAAAGCAGUAACUAGGCCGUUUUGGCCAAAUUUUUUGCGCCGCAAUCAAAAUUUUGAAGGAAAAAGC
Symsagittifera roscoffensis is the source of this 1337-nucleotide messenger RNA. RefSeq lists its product as uncharacterized. Lineage: Eukaryota; Metazoa; Xenacoelomorpha; Acoela; Convolutidae. The coding region runs from base 14 to 1090 and encodes 358 amino acids. The record is from RefSeq and is a predicted model, not a curated record. The transcript has 3 exons. Gene Ontology annotation, cellular component: SCF ubiquitin ligase complex. Gene Ontology annotation, biological process: SCF-dependent proteasomal ubiquitin-dependent protein catabolic process.